Osmerus eperlanus (European smelt) is the source of this 4410-nucleotide messenger RNA. RefSeq names its product guanine nucleotide exchange factor VAV2-like. Gene Ontology annotation, biological process: regulation of GTPase activity; cell migration. The record is from RefSeq and is a predicted model, not a curated record. Gene Ontology annotation, molecular function: guanyl-nucleotide exchange factor activity; protein binding. Gene Ontology annotation, cellular component: cytoplasm. NCBI's taxonomy places the organism in Eukaryota, Metazoa, Chordata, Actinopteri, Osmeriformes, Osmeridae.
AUGCUUCUACAAUCGCCCUUCCCUUCAGAGGACACUGCUCUGAACGAGGAUGAUGUGUACCGAAGCCUUGAGGAGCUGGCUGAUGAGCAUGAUGUCGGGGAGGACGACAUCUACGACUGUGUUCCCUGCGAGGACGAUGGUGAUGACAUCUAUGAGGACAUCAUCAAGGUGGAAGUACGACAGCCCAUGAUCAGAUACAUGCAGAAGAUGGGCAUGACGGAGGAGGACAAGAGGAACUGCUGCCUGGUGGAGAUCCACGAGACCGAGGCCAAGUACUACAAGACUCUGGAAGAUGUAGACAAGAACUACAUGAUUCCCCUGAAGCAGGUUCUCAGCCAGCAAGACAUGGAGGCCAUCUUUGUUAACCUGGAGGACAUCAUUAGGGUCCACUUGGCACUGCUUAAGGCAGUCGACCUCAACAUGCUGAGUGGGGGUAGCGGCCUGGCCAAGAUCUUCCUGGACUUCAAGGAAAGGCUGCUGAUCUACGGGCUGUACUGCAGCCACAUGGAGAACGCCCAGAAGACCCUGGACGAGCUCAUCGCCACGCGAGAGGACGUCAAGAUGAAGGUGGAGGAGUGUACCAUGAAGGUGCAGGAGGGGAAGUUCAAGUUGCAGGAUCUGCUGGUGGUCCCCAUGCAGAGGGUCCUCAAGUACCAUCUCUUACUGAAGGUACCUGUUGAGUCAUCUGCGGAUCGUCCAGAACGACAACAACUAAAGGAGGCUUUGGAGGCCAUGCAGGACCUGGCCAUGUACAUCAACGAGGUGAAGCGAGACAACGAGACCUUGAAGAAGAUCAGCGAGUUCCAGAGCUCCAUCGAGAACCUUCAGCAGGUGAGGCUGGAAGAGUAUGGCAGACCAAAGAUAGAUGGAGAGCUGAAGGUUUCCUCCAUCGUCAACAGAAACUAACAGGACCGGUACAUCUUCCUGUUUGACAAAGUGGUCAUCGUGUGCAAGCGUAAAGGCUACAGUUACGAGCUCAAGGAGAUCAUCGAGCUGGAGCCGUACAAGAUGUCCGACGACCCCAUGAACAACAGAGACCUGAAGAAGUCAAGUGGAAAAAUGUGGUCCUAUGGGUUCUACUUGAUCCACCUGCAGGGGAAACAGGGCUUCCAGUUCUUCUGCAAGACCGAGGACACCAAGAGGAAGUGGAUGGAGCAGUUUGAGAUGGCCAUGUCCAACAUCAAGCCGGAGAGGGCAACGGCCAAUCAGCACAACUUCCAGAUGCACACGUUUGAGAAGAACACCAACUGUCGGGCCUGCAAGAUGCUGCUGAGGGGUAUCUUCUACCAAGGUUACUUCUGUUCUCGCUGUGGCACAGGGGCACACAAGGAAUGUCUGGAAGUCAUCACCAUCUGUAAAAUCAAUCCCCUGGAUUUGGAACCGGAGCUAUCGACAGGUCCUAAGAUGGUGGCGGUGCGUAACUAUCACGGGACACCCGCCCCCCCGGGGAAGCCCCCCCUCUCCCUCCAGACGGGGGACUUCAUCGAGCUGCUAAAGGGCGACCCUGACACCUCCUGGUGGGAGGGUAAGAUCAUGCAGACCCAGAAGAGUGGCUUCUUCCCCAGCUCCUGUGUGAAGCCAUUCCUGGACCCCAAGCCCAUCCAGUCCUUCCCCGCCCGCCAGUCGUCAAGGGAAACGGAGUACUACGGCUACCCCUGGUUUGCCGGGAACAUGGAGCGACAGCAGGCGGACAACCUGCUCAAGUCCCACAGCAGCGGCACCUACCUGAUCAGGGAGAGGACGGCGGAGGCCGAGAGAUUCGCCAUCAGCAUCAAGUUCAACGAGGAGGUCAAGCACAUCAAGGUGAUCGAGAAGGACAGCUGGAUACACAUCACAGAGGCCAAGAAGUUUGAGAGCCUGCUGGAGUUAGUAGAGUACUACCAGGCCCACUCCCUGAAGGAGAGCUUCAAGCUGCUGGACACCACGCUCCGUCACCCCUACAAGGCCAGGGAGCGCUCCCUCACCCGGGCCAGCUCACGCUCGCCAGCAGCCACCUGUGCUUCCUACAACUUCUCCUUCCUCAGUCCUCAAGGUCUCAACUUCUCCUCCUCUCAGAGCUCUGCUCCCUUCUGGUCAGUGUUUACCCCCAGAGUGGUGAGCACGGCAGUGGCUCGCUACAGCUUCGCGGCGCGGGACAUGAGAGAGCUGUCGCUCCGAGAAGGAGACGUCGUGAAGAUCUACAGCAAGAUCGGAGGAGACCAGGGCUGGUGGAAAGGAGAGGCCAACGGAAGGAUCGGGUGGUUUCCAUCCACCUACGUCGACGAGGAAGGAGUCCAGUGAGGAAAUGAUGUCACCGGCAGGCCGUCCAAUCACAACACACCUCAAUCCACAGGCCUCAAAGAGGACUACUUGGUCUCCAGGGAAACACUGCGUGGAAUUAUUUUUCAGCUGGCUACUGGUUUUCUCAGCGGGCGUUUGCGCUCCGGGUCCGACCCCCCCCCCUCUCUCUCUCUCUCUCUCUCUCUCUCUCUGUGCAUCGGCUUUGAUUUUGUUAUUUUUGUACCAUGUUGUCCUGUUUGUUCUCUGUGAGGAAAAACUGGAUUUUAAGUCUUAGUUCUGAGGAGGCUUUCAGGAACUGAGUUGACGAAGCUGAGAAGUUGACCCCUGCAGACUGUCCUCCCAGGGGAGUAUGGUUCUCUCAGCUACAGGUCUUUGGGAAGGGGUGCGGGGUAGCAUAAUGUACAGUAUAGAUAAUUUAUUUAAUAGAGAUACUAACGUUUAUUGUGCGAUGUUGAUGAUUAGCUGCAGCAAAGUAUACAGUGAGUCAAGAAGAAGAAGAAGAAAAAAAGGAUACAGAUUUUUUGUGUCUCUUCGCUGGAAGAUUUUGCCUUAGUUGUCAUGGUGAUGCCUUGUGGGCUGACAGGUGGAGGGGGGGGGGUUGUUUUGUCCUGCGUACACACACACACACACACACACUUUCCCUGGUCAACAUACAGUACGGUGCCUUGAAGACGUGGUCAAUACUCACUGAACUCCCAUCGACCAUUCCAGUACAGCACCUUCCUCGGCAGAGGGGUUUCUCCACAGAGCGGAGGGGCAGGAGGAGCCCUUCCAACACGUCAGCCUCCAGCCCACCAAGACCCUCACAAGCACGACGGGGGAGACGGUUCGAUCGCCCGGCGGAGGUGGAGACUGUCCGGGGGAGCUGGGGCUGAGGAGGGGGAGAGAGUCUGCAGCUGAACCCCAAAACCCUCCACCGACACAGGCCUGGGAACUGGGACGCCAGGCCUGGCCUGGAGGAAUCCCACCAGUUUCCGGCAGCACUUUAUGGGUUUUCACAAUCACCAGGAUGCAAAAGGGAAACUUCAAGCCAGUCCACGACACACCUGAUGCACUGAAACCUAGGUGUUCACUGAUUGAUCUUUUUUUUGUUUUUUCUUAUUUGUUGUUGAUUUUUUUUGUCUGUUUGAUUUUCUUUUUUUUUUGCACAAAACCAAACUUAACUUGCUGAAAACUGGACCACCUUAAAUCGUUUGAAGCCAGAUGUCUGCAUGAACCUUGGCCUGAACAGGUUGUUUUUUGUGUUUGUAUUGUUUGCCUUAUUUACAGUUGAUUAUGUGGUGCUGGGAUUUUGACAUUUGGAAAAAGAAACUUACAAAAAUAACAAAAAAAGUGUCAUGUCAGAGUUUAUAUACUGUAGACUAGUAGCUGCAGGAUGUUCCUGUUCCAGGAUGAACCAAGAUAAGAUGAUAACAAUCUUUAAUCACCCACACCAAUGUUGGUGUGUUCGUCGGAGGUCAAAGUGCAGACAAAAAACCAUUCAUCCAUCGUCUGUGCUCCCGGAUACAUGGUAGGUGACCUUAAAAGACUUGAUUUCAAAACAAGCAGAGAGCCUGGUUUCUCCAACCUAAUUCCACGGUCUUUGGGAUGUUUAACGCGAAGCGAUUUUUGGAUCCCGAGGUCAGGUUGUCCAAUGUGAUUGGUUCUUAAGCUCCUGGGGGGCGGAGCUUGUUUUCGGACGGUGCAGAAGGCUUGUGAACCCCUGGGUCGGAUGUAUCCACGCCUGUUCUAUAAGUUUCCUCAGAACCAGGCCUCCCAUGGUCCGAAACCCCCUGCAGCCCCUGACUGAGCACAAGGAGAGAAGCACUGAUGCAGGAGAAGACUAAAUAUUCGGUUUAUCCCUUUGACCUUGGAUGAUGUGAGUUUUUCCAAAGCAGGCCCCCUCAACCCUACACCCCCAUACACCGCCCCCUCACCACCCCAGACCCCACUAACUGACGCUGGGUGAGGGGGGGCGUUGUCCUGGCUGUUUCUGUAGUGGAGAAACCCCCAUUGCAUGUGGUUAUAAAUAUUCCAACUCCUCAGUCAGUACGUCCUCAAAAGAUUACGUAAUGUGUACAUUUUUUUGGGAAGGUGGAGUUUUUCCAAAAUGAGGUCUAUCAUCAAAAUAAAUAUUUCUCUUUUUGCCUA